Molecule: messenger RNA, 1850 nt
Organism: Spodoptera frugiperda (fall armyworm)
Lineage: Eukaryota; Metazoa; Arthropoda; Insecta; Lepidoptera; Noctuidae
Exons: 2
Coding region: 90-944 (284 amino acids)
Source: RefSeq, a predicted model, not a curated record
GAUCGGAUUAGAUCUAUCAGUCCACAGCCGUCCUCCAUGGAAAUGUGUCAAUAAUUUAUAGGAACAGUGCAGUGAAAACGUGAAUAAAAAUGCAUCUUAAAAGUGUAUCCAUUGCUGUUGUAGUGACUGUUACAUUAGUGGUUGGUUCUCAUGGAGCUAUCGAUGGAUCUGAUCCAAACGCAAUUAUCGAUGCUGUUAAAAAUGUGCCAAAUAACACGGAACGAGUUGGAAGGACUUUGCACAAGGAGUGCAACAGUUUGCUGAACUCAAAAUGUUUGAAGAUCCACGCUCUGUCCUUCUUGGAGGACUUAAGCUCUCGCGAUGAGCUGAACCUUCUGCCUGGAUUGAGCAUUGUGAAGGAGAAUCAGACAGCGAACACUCCUAGUCCUGAGGAGAUGGCUGCGGAGUUGUCUCGCCAGUUCCCUGGAAAAUCGGAGGAGAAGCUGAACCGAUUCCUCUUGUACCGUCUCCAAGAUUACUUGGAUGGUCAUUCUCUGAGGUACCGUCUGUUGGACCCUCAGACCACGAAGGAGGCUUUGGAUAUGGCGAAGGGGGAUAAGGAGUCUGUGGGAAGGAAGUCUGGCGGUGGUGGUGGUGGACUUGGAGGUGGCAAGGGAGGCGGCGGUGGCGCUCUCUUGGCUGCAGCUUUGAUGAUGAAAGGUACCCUGGCAGCAGCAGCACUUGGAGCACUGGCCCUUCUUGCCGGCAAAGCUCUGAUGACGGCACUGAUGUCUCUGCUUCUAUCAGCCCUGGUGGGACUCAAGGGUCAUGGCGAACACAAGUCCACCACAUACGAGAUCAUCACCAAGCCUGAAGUCUCCCACCACCACUCCCACAGCCACGAGGAACACCACGAACAUGAACAUGGUCAUCAUGGUGGUUACAGAAGAGCCUAUGACAUGAACUACAACAGUUACAUGCCUUAUGACACCACUACUAGUUAAAGUAUUGAGUUUUGAGAAGAUUAGUUUGAGACGUUUCUGGUUAUGUUUCAUAGGAUUUUGAGUCUUAUUUGAAUUUGGAUUUUGUUUGAGAAUGGUUGUGUUCGUGAUGGUGGUUUAAGGUCAUAAUGGGUUGUAAAUUAAUGUUCUUAUGGAAGGCCUUUUCUAUGGAGGACUGUCUGUGGUAGAAAUUCUUCUGAAAUAUUUUGACCAUCAAACAUGAAUGCAACGAUAGGUGUAGUGACUAUUUAUUUUUUAACUUAAUUUAUUCGAAUGGUUUUAUAAUCAUAAAAUGUAGUGUUAAGGUUAUUUAUUUAUUUAAUCUCUUUAGUUUAAGUCUUCCAUCGUUGUUUUCAAAUUAUUAACUUAUUGCAGCUUCAUCGUUAGGCGUGUUAAAGAUUCUCAUUACCUCUUAUUUAUUUAACUAUUAUUACUAUUAUUUAUUUAUAAUAAUAUGUGUACUAUUACUAUCGUUAUUUCCUCCCACCGUUCAUUAUUUUCUUACUUCUAUUUUAUUUAUUUAUUUAUCUAUCGUCUUUUAUUUCAUUUAUUUCGUUUAUUUUAUUGGUAUCUAUUGCUCAAAUUAUUAUUUUAUUUAUGUAUUCUUUACUUAUUCUAUAUUUAUUUAUAUAUUAUUUAUAUCUUUAUUUAUUGGCUUUGUUAUUACAUUAAUCGAAUGUAUUAUACAAAAUUUAGCAAGCAGUAUAUCUAACUGUGAUAUUUAUUAUGUUUUUCUAUUAAAAUUCUUCUAUUCUACGCUUUUGUUAAAUGCCAAAUAUUAUUUAUUUAUGUAAACAUUUUAUAACUUGAUAUUUUAUAAAUAUGUCGUCAUAUUUAAAACCUCAUUGCUCAUUUAAUUUAUUAAUGCCUAAAAGUUUAAUAAAAACCUGUUCUUUCUAAGAUUCGUAA